Solea senegalensis (Senegalese sole) is the source of this 2629-nucleotide messenger RNA. RefSeq names its product interleukin-17 receptor A. The transcript is spliced from 12 exons. The record is from RefSeq and is a predicted model, not a curated record. The coding region runs from base 107 to 1786 and encodes 559 amino acids. Gene Ontology annotation, molecular function: interleukin-17 receptor activity. Lineage: Eukaryota; Metazoa; Chordata; Actinopteri; Pleuronectiformes; Soleidae.
UCAAUCUGUGCCACAAACAUCAAAGUUAACAGGUGAAUCACAAAGCCAACUGCAACAUUCAAACAGAUGGUAACUUGUGUUGCAGAGCUGCUUGAGCUGCACCAGAAUGAUCCACAUGCUGUUGUUGUGGUUGUAUUUAAGUGCUGGACUCACAGUGUCUUCUUCUCUUUGGAUUCUGCACCAAGAUCUGAACUGCACUCAGUCUGGUCUUACCCACUGCACAAUCAAGAACUGCUCAGAUGAACGAGUGGCCGUACACCGUGCUCCUGUUGGCCCAGAGUGGGGUCCUGAGAAUGUAAAGGUUGAGUUUGACAAACAUCGGUUUGUCCCUGUUUUCAGGGUGACAUGGAAACUAAAGUCAGAUGCAGGUAUCCUCUCCCUUAGUGGAUCAGAGAUAACUAUUCUGGAUGAAAGUGCAAAUCAGAGUAUAUGUGUGCAGUUUUCUUACAAAAUCCAUCAGCAGCUGAAUCCAAACCAUGAGAGGUGGACAUUUUCACUGGAUGUCGUUGUUCAGCCAAAGCAUACAUAUAUGGUGUCAGUUAUCAAUUUGCCACAACCUCAGCAUGAAGACUACAGGAUCAGUAAAACAAUCAUCCUCCCAGGUUGUGAUGAUAGAAGAAUCCAAACAGCCCUAGUGUGUCUUGAAAAUGGGAGUCUAUGGGUGCCUCAUGAGGCCGCUGCCAUGUCUGUUGAUAGCGAAAAUAAAAAGUUGUUAGUUACUAUUGGUUUUAAAACAGCACAAUAUUCAGAGAGAUACCAAGUCUCCAUCCAGAGCCAGGAUUUACAUUUUUCAAAGAACAUCUCAAAGGAGAAUGGCACUUCACUAAAUGUGAUGUUUGAGAUCGAUUUGUGGCAGAUCUCACACUGUGACACACUGUUGUUAUCUAUUCAGCCGUUUUUUAUACGAUGCAAAAAUGGCUGCGAGUGCCACAAGAAAACGAUCAGUUGCCCUUAUUAUCCACCGCGGAAUUCAAUCACAAAGUCAGUUGUAGGACUGCUUGUUGUUGGUUGUCUUUUUUAUUUACUGUGGAGAGCAUCUCAUAAAGAUUCUGGCAACACAUCAUCAUCAGCUGCUAAAGUGCAACCAGUGGGUUUUCAAGUGCAAAUGAGAAAACGAGUCCUCAUCAUCUACUCCCGUGACCACCCGUUAUACAAAAACAUUGUUCUCAACCUCUGUGGUUUCCUGGCUACAAAAUGUGGUACAGAGGUGGUCCUGGAUCUGCUGGACUCUGCCAGGCUGGGAGUGUUGGGCAGAAUCCAGUGGUUGGACUGGCACAGAGAACAAAUAGAAAGCUCUUCAGAUAAAAUACUAAUUCUGUGCUCACCAGGAGUACAGGCCAAAUGGAGAGCCAUGUGCGGUGACAAAGGUGUUUUUCUGAGAGAGGAAGUCCACUCACCUGUGGGCGACAUGCUCACUCUAGCCCUUUCCCUUUUGGUCCCCCAUUUCAUCCGAUCUACAUCCUUUGAAAAAUACAUAGUGGCGUAUUUUGAUGGCAUCUGCUCAGAAGAGGACGUUCCGUCACCAUUCAACAUGACAGUUCGGUACAAGUUGAUGAAACAGUUUGAGGAGCUCUUUUUCAGGAUCCUGGACACAGAGAAACAUGAACCAGGCAGAGUGAAUCACAUUGAAGGUCUGUCCCAAGACGAUUAUCACCAGUGUCCCACAGGUAGAGCUCUGCAGGAUUCUAUAGAAGCUUUCCAAGCAUAUCAGCUGGAGCAUCCUCAGUGGUUUGAAGAUGAACUAUUGGAGACCUCAGAGCUUGUAGAUGAAGAAACCUGCGUAUGAUUAUAACAUCAUAAUCAUAUAUGAGUCAUCGGCCAUUUAAAGAUCCUGUUUUCACUGCAGACAAAUCAGGACAUAACUUUACAACAACUCCUUGGCUGAGGACCUGCAGCAGUGAUGAGAACACAUUACAACACUGACAUUACAAGGACAACUGAGACCUGCUGAGAGAAAUUCACAGUUUAUCUCCAAAUGAAGAUAUGCAAUCAAACACACUCAUAUUUUAUGAAGUCGGAUCACGUAUAGAAAUAUAUAUCACUCCUUUGCAACCUUCAAAAAAAUACAUACUGUAUAUGUAUAUAUUGGUACACAAAUGUGCUUUGGUUUUAUUUAGCGUGUUGUACAGUAUUCUAUGUCUGUUUGCAUUCCGUAGUGUAGAAUAUCACUCACUUGCACCAGGAGACAGUUGCAGACACCAGUUGAGAGUAUGGCGAUCUGUGGUUGAUGCUUGUGGUAUGUGUAAACAGUGUUGAGGUCAAAGUUCAGCCUUCUGGCCAAAGUUUCCAGCAUUUUUGUUGCAAUAGGGAAGGUAAGCACAAAAAUCUGUGUGUGGAGACACUGUUUUUAACAAUGAAUAUAAUAUGUAAUUAGACUUUUUUUUAUAUCUGAAAGCAUGGAUUGUUGUCAAUAUUUUACCACAUGUGAAAUGUUACAUACAGUGCAGAAUUUCAAGGUUAAAUGUGAGAACUUCUUUAUUGCAGCUUUGAAAUUGUUUUAAUAUGAUUCCAGUAUUGUAUAUGUUUGUUGUUUGUUAUUGGCAAUCUCACUAUAGCAGAAUUUUUUUUCUGUUUUAUGAAUCAAGCCUCUGUGUUAAGUAGGUGAAAAAUAUACUAAUACAGACUGUGA